Molecule: messenger RNA, 676 nt
Organism: Manduca sexta (tobacco hornworm)
Lineage: Eukaryota; Metazoa; Arthropoda; Insecta; Lepidoptera; Sphingidae
Product: alcohol dehydrogenase 1-like
Exons: 2
Coding region: 111-608 (165 amino acids)
Cellular component (GO): cytoplasm
Molecular function (GO): oxidoreductase activity, acting on the CH-OH group of donors, NAD or NADP as acceptor
Source: RefSeq, a predicted model, not a curated record
UUUACAUCAGUCAGAUUCUCUUACUACCGUACUGCGUACAUAUUUUCAAUUUAGAAUUUAAAUAAUAAAACAACUUACUGCUAUUGAUACCUGCAGUGCGAUUAGUUCAAAUGGAUCAACUAUUGAAAAAUAAAAAUAUAGUCAUAAUAGGCGGCGGGAGCGGUAUUGGAUUUAAUAUUGCUGAUAAAUUUCUAUCGGAGGAUGCGAAAAGUGUUAUUCUACUAGACAUUAAUGAAAAACAAGGCAAUAUUGCUGCGGAUGUACUAAACAACACUCACGGGAACGUCGCAGCGCUUAUACCAGUGUAUUGUGCGGCGAAAUUUGCAGUCAUGGGAUUCACCAGAUGUUUGGGACAUGAAGAUAACUUUAAAAAAACUGGAGUACGCGUAAUAGCACUAUGUCCUGGGUUUACCGAAACACAACUGACCAAACCAUUGCUUGAUGAAAAGGAUACAGACAAUUCUGAAGAGUUAAUCAAAUUUGUGAAGGGUUUUCCGUGGCAAAAAGUAGAUGCAGUCGGUGAUGCAGCUGUAGCAGUUUUUAAGAGGGCUAAGAGUGGGACGGCUUGGCUUAUUGAAGGCGGUAAACCUAUUGAAGAGGUUCCGUAAAGCCCGUUAUUAGUUGUUAUUAAAUACUGACCAUUCUUCUAGCCUUAUGUAAAUUAACCGGGCCGUGC